Molecule: messenger RNA, 492 nt
Organism: Melitaea cinxia (Glanville fritillary)
Lineage: Eukaryota; Metazoa; Arthropoda; Insecta; Lepidoptera; Nymphalidae
Exons: 1
Coding region: 1-492 (163 amino acids)
Molecular function (GO): nucleic acid binding
Source: RefSeq, a predicted model, not a curated record
AUGUUUGUGUAUCGGACCAUCACGCGUUACAAUGAUACGGGUAGCAUCAAAAAACGCCAUGGAGGUGGACAUCCAACAACAGCAACAUCAUCAGAAAUGGUUCGAAAGGUAAAGGCUAGAAUUGAACGAAAUCCACGACAAAGCACAGUUAAAUUGGCGAAAAGUCUUAAUGUAUCUGCCCGGAGCAUAGGACGCAUAUUGAAAAAUAAACUUCAACUGAAGCCCUACAAAUUACAAAAAGUGCAAGACCUAACACUUGCACAAAAGGCAACUCGUCUAGAAAGAGCUAAGAACUUAAAGCACUUGCACGUUGGUGGCAUGCUUGAAAAUUUGGUAUUUUCCGAUGAAAAAAUUUUUACGGUUCAGCAAGAUGUGAAAAAACAAAAUGAUCGCGUAUGGUUAAAGUGUAAAUCAAAUGACAAUUUAGACCAACGAAUUGCCUUGCGAAAGCAUGCACCAGCAUCUGUGAUGCUCACCUCUCGUUUUCAUUGA